AUGGACCAGAACGAAGACCAGAACCCGAAACCGGACCCGGUGGACACGGAAGUUCCGGAUGCUCCACCCGAGCUGGCUGGAGCUCGGGGUGAGGAGGCUGCAGCUGCGGAUGCUGCUGAUGCGACGGAGGCCGAAGUCAGCGAGGUGGUCCAGGAUGAGAAUCAGGAGAAGCAACCCAUGACCGCCGGGGGGGACCAACCCGGUUUCGCUUUGUCGGAGAAGAACGGUUGCGUGAAAGUCAAGUUAGAAGACGACGAGGACGAGAAGUUCACAGGGCUCAACAAGGAGGAGCUGAUGCGAGUGGCAGGCACACCAGGGUGGGUGCGUACCCGUUGGGCUUUGCUGGUUUUGUUCUGGCUGGGCUGGCUUGGCAUGCUCGGAGGCGCCGCGCUGCUCAUCGCACAAGCGCCACGCUGCCGAGAAUUGCCUGUCACCCACUGGUGGAACAAAGGGGCGCUCUACCGCAUCCCCAGCGUGCAGGCCUUCACCUACUCAGGAGACAUCGCAGGUGUGCGGCAAAAGGUGGACGCCUUGUACCAGCUGAAGUUUAAAGGUUUGGUCCUGGGGCCGGUCCACGUGGCCCCGCCCGAUGACGCCACAGCGCUGAGCUUUCAGGAGAUUGCUCCUGAAGCUGGAAGUCUGGAGCAGUUAAAGGAUCUUCUGGUAGUCGCACACAGGAAGGGGAUGUCUGUUGUUUUGGACCUGACACCGAACUACCUCGGCUCUAGCAGGUUCUGGUACUCCAACGCCAGCGUGACAGCGGUGGCCGAGAAACUGAAGUCUGCGUUAGUGUUCUGGUUCAGCGAGGGCGUGGACGGCGUUCAGCUAGCGGACGUGGAGUACGCGGCCGCCGUCGUGCCGUCGCUGUGGGAGGACAUCCGGGCCAUUGUCAGAAAUGGGACCAACGAACAACCUGCGAGGAGACUCCUGAUGGGCGUGAGUGAGCGCCGUUCGGCUGCGGGUGUCUCUGCCGUUCUGGCGUCCACCGGCGUGGACCUCCUGACGUCUGAGGUCCUCCUGGAUGACGACAUGGAGACGCUGGUCCAAUCCGUCCUGGAGUUGUACUCCGCUAACGGGCCGAUCGGGUUGGCCUGGAACCUGGGCGGGCGGAGUCAAGGUCACAUGGCCUCGCUUGUGAAACCAGAUUUGGUGCCGCUUUACCAGGUGUUGCUCUUCACGCUGCCUGGGACGCCCGUGCUGGAGUACGGCGACGAGAUCGGGCUGACGGAUGACGACAACAAGUUUCCAAAGAUGAUAUGGGACGACCCGGCGCAGAAAGAGGAGGAGAAGCUUAACGGCACCUUGAAGGAAGCCAUGGCCCGCCGUGCUUCUUCUCGUCUGUUGGUCCGCAGUCUGAGUGACCUACGCGCAAAAGAGCGCUCCCUGCUCUUCGGCGAUUUUGAUGUCAUCGCCAACUCGUCCAAAUCGCUGGUGUUCGUGCGCUCGUGGGACCGCAACGCUCGUUUCCUGGCCGCCUUCAACUGGGAGUCAGAGGAGGCUGGGCCCCUGGGCAGCCGGGGCCUCCCGCCGCUGGCCGAAGUGGUUGUCGCCACCGGCGGCACCCUCAAGGCAGGCGCCCACGUGGAACCCGCCAAGCUGCGUCUGGGCGCCGGGGAAGCGGUGCUGCUCAAGUUUCCCUAUGCUGGCUAG
Nerophis lumbriciformis (worm pipefish) is the source of this 1650-nucleotide messenger RNA. The record is from RefSeq and is a predicted model, not a curated record. NCBI's taxonomy places the organism in Eukaryota, Metazoa, Chordata, Actinopteri, Syngnathiformes, Syngnathidae.